GCAUGUGUCUUCAAAUCAGUCCAUGUAUCUACUCUAACAUAAAUUUUCUGAAAGGACAGAAAGCCUAGCGGCGCUUGUGAGAAUUGCAAAGCAGCUGAUGUCUGGGAUAUGUUCAACGUCCAACGGGGAAGGGAGUCUGUUACUGGUACUUUUAGUUUGCAAAAGUUGCUGGGGCUGCUCCGUCAGUCAUAUUGGAUGUCUCUGCUGGUGGCGUGUGGCAAGGGGGAUGUAGUGGCUGCUCCAACCUAUGCUUGUUUCAACUGUGGGCAUCAGUAGUGCGAUAUUUGCCUCGCGUCGCAAAGACCUCCACAAGGGGAAUCCUGCGUGAGCGAGGAGUAUGGCCCUGGGAUGUGGUGGAGCGAGAAAAGAGACAAUUCAUCAUGUUCUUCAUUCCGGACCCUUCGGCGUGGCGAGUGGUAGCAACGCA
Messenger RNA from Suillus subaureus, 427 nucleotides. RefSeq lists its product as uncharacterized. The record is from RefSeq and is a predicted model, not a curated record. Lineage: Eukaryota; Fungi; Basidiomycota; Agaricomycetes; Boletales; Suillaceae. Bases 109 to 276 code for a protein of 55 amino acids. The transcript is spliced from 3 exons.